CUUCAUCAUCUGAAAUCGCGCAGUUCUUACUAUUGAAGAGAGAGAAACAACAAUGGCAGGAGAAGAUUCUGAAGAAUUUUACCUUCGUUACUACGUUGGACACAAAGGAAAGUUCGGUCACGAGUUUUUGGAAUUCGAAUUCAGACCCGAUGGUAAGCUCCGUUAUGCAAACAACUCCAACUACAAGAACGACACCAUGAUCCGUAAAGAAGUCUUUCUUACUCCCUCCGUCCUCCGUGAAUGCCGUCGCAUUGUCACCGAUAGCGAGCUUAUGAAGGAAGAUGAUAAUAACUGGCCAGAACCUGACCGUGUUGGGCGUCAAGAGCUUGAGAUUGUUAUGGGGAAUGAACAUAUUUCCUUCACUACUUCAAAGAUUGGAUCUUUAGUCGAUGUUCAGAGUAGCAAAGAUCCUGAAGGACUUCGUAUCUUUUACUAUCUUGUUCAGGACUUGAAAUGUUUUGUAUUCUCACUCAUAUCUCUUCACUUCAAGAUCAAACCUAUUUGAGAAGGAGAAUGGUGAUCAACAGUUUUCUUCAUCUAAGAUUUGAGGGAGAGAUGUUCAUUUAACUGAACUUACUGAUCAAAUUAUUAGUUUUUGUGUGUUUGAAUUUCUCAAUUGUUGAGAAUUCUGUUUAUGUGCCAAACCGACCUUAUGGUGUGGCUAU
Messenger RNA from Impatiens glandulifera, 665 nucleotides. Its product is annotated as protein mago nashi homolog 2. NCBI's taxonomy places the organism in Eukaryota, Viridiplantae, Streptophyta, Magnoliopsida, Ericales, Balsaminaceae. The coding region runs from base 53 to 505 and encodes 150 amino acids. Gene Ontology annotation, biological process: RNA splicing. The record is from RefSeq and is a predicted model, not a curated record. Gene Ontology annotation, cellular component: exon-exon junction complex; nucleus. The transcript is spliced from 3 exons.